AUGAGUGGAAAUACUUUCGUCGUACGAAUAGCAAAUGCCCUUUUUAAGUCAUCGCUAGCUAAUCACAGCCCAUCAGUUUACCCAAAGCGCAUUAAACACUUUGAGAUUCUGCCCAACGAGAAAUGGGUCAUAUGGGGACCUGGGAAGGGCAAGUUUCUUAGUGUACUGAGCAACAAAUACAUCUGUGAGCCUCCAUUAUCUUUGAGGUUUGGAUUUUUAAAACAAAGCUCUAACAUCUUGCCUAGAGUAGAGCAAGUUGCUUUUAAAGGCGUUAUGCCAACUGCUCAUUUAAGUGCCCGAUACGAAUAUUUUAAAGACGAUUAUGACCAAACAUGCAAACAGUUUAUAUUUGACAAGGCGAGCGGGUCAAAUGCUGUUUCAUAUAAAGUUGAGACGAACGAUCGUAAAAUAAACAUGGAACUAUAUAAUGUUCUAAUUGAAAACUUAAGAUUGACCAGCUUACAGGAUAGGUGGGUAAUGGGGUUAAGUAAUGGACAAAUGAGGAGAGCAAGACUAGCACGCAGUAUACUCAAGGAACCGGAUCUACUAUUAAUCGAUGACCCAUUUUUAGGGCUGGAUCCAGGUGCAACAGCAACAAUUUCAAAAUUCCUAGCUGGAUAUGAUAACAGGAAAGUGAAUGGUGGAUGCCCAAUCGUCAUUGGGUUGAGGUUUCAAGAUACUAUUCCGGCAUGGUGUACCCAUAUAUGUUGCGUCGAUGAGCAAAAAGGCAUAUUGUUUGAAGGCCCGAUCGAAAAACUUCAUAAUAAAAUAGAUGAAAUCCGAUUACGUUCAAUGAAAGAACUAGAACAGUUCAAGGAAAGAAAGUCUUCCAAAGGGGAUUUUCCUAUUGAAAACUUGAUCUGCAUGCAUCCUAUGUUCGGCAAAAAAGACCAUGAAAUUAUCAAAAUGCCACAUGUUUUAGAAUUAGACGGACUGAGUGUCUCAUACAAAGGCGAAGCUAUCUUGGAAAACUUGCAUUGGAAAAUCCAACCCGGUUCGACGUGGCAUAUAAGAGGAGACAACGGGUCAGGUAAAUCGACCUUACUAUCUUUGCUUACAGCAGAGCAUCCUCAAUCGUGGAAUUCGAAGGUGAUUCAAAAUGGCGUUCCACGGAGGACAGGUAAGACAAACUAUUUUGAAAUAAAUAGUAAAAUAAGUAUGUCAUCACCUGAAUUACAUGCAAUUUUUUUAAAGAAUGCUGGAGGAAAAUUAAGCAUUCGGGAAAGUGUUGCAACUGGCUACCGUGAUACAUCUUCUAAUAAUUUCUUACCAAUAUGGAAUUCUUUAGACAAAAAUGCCAAAAUAAUUGUGGACAUGUAUUUGAGCUAUUUUGGUUUGGAUAAAAAUGCCGAUACCGUUUUAUUUCAACAAUUGACCGUAAGUGAUCAGAAACUUGUCCUUUUUAUCAGGUGUUUGAUCAAGAUGCCGCAGAUACUGAUUCUUGAUGAAGCAUUUUCUGGUAUGGAAGUGGGACCAAUGAUGCGUUGUCAUGAACUUUUAGAAGAAUGGCCUGGAACUGUUCUUGUAGUGGCACAUGUUGCUGAAGAGACACCAAAAUGUGAUCAUUACCUAAGACUCAUAUCCCCUAGAGAGUAUGAAAUUGGUGAUAUCAAUGAAAAUUAG
Messenger RNA from Saccharomyces mikatae IFO 1815, 1623 nucleotides. RefSeq lists its product as uncharacterized. The record is from RefSeq and is a predicted model, not a curated record. Gene Ontology annotation, cellular component: mitochondrion. The transcript has a single exon. NCBI's taxonomy places the organism in Eukaryota, Fungi, Ascomycota, Saccharomycetes, Saccharomycetales, Saccharomycetaceae. Bases 1 to 1623 code for a protein of 540 amino acids. Gene Ontology annotation, molecular function: ATP binding; ATP hydrolysis activity.